This is a messenger RNA of Zingiber officinale, 2147 nucleotides long. RefSeq lists its product as uncharacterized. Lineage: Eukaryota; Viridiplantae; Streptophyta; Magnoliopsida; Zingiberales; Zingiberaceae. The transcript is spliced from 2 exons. The record is from RefSeq and is a predicted model, not a curated record. Bases 230 to 1414 code for a protein of 394 amino acids.
GAACCUGGAGAGGCCACGCCGGCGGUGAGGAUUUAUUUUGUCGUCCCCUUUGAGAAACCGGGGGAAAUCUGGAUUCCCAGAUCCGAGGAGCUGCUGCUGAAGGGAUCUCCCGUUGUUGAACAGCUGCUGAAGCCGGCGCCGAACUGUGCUGCUGAAACUCUUGCUAAUACUACUACUGAAGCCACUGUGUGGUUAGAGUUUCUGAUUUUCUUAUUUUUUUCGCUAACGCAUGGCUGGAACUUCAGAAGACCUGGGGAUACUUGGUUCUCAGAACGGAGAGCUGCAGCUGCAGCUGUUGCAGCCCUCAGAGACUUCGAGCCCAACUGCUGACAGAAUUGAACUCAAUGAAGUGCACACAGAUGCCGAUGUAGUCGAGCUCCCAAUACACAACCUGGACAAAGUGGAGGAUGCUUGGGGGUUUUGCCUCAUAGCAUAUUUUCCAACAAGAAUAACAGGCAACGCAGUGGGUUUUAAGCUUUGUGAUUCCUCGACGGUAACUUGUUCUUAUUUAGUUCACUCCAGUGGCUGGAUAAUCUUCAAAUUCGACAAUGGAGAGGAUAGGGAUGAUGUGCUGAAUGCAGGGCCAUUCUUUGUGUCUGGCAAACCCUUGUUGCUGAAGAUCAUGCCAAAAUUUUUUAAAUUUGACGACCAUGAGAUUAAGCGUGUCCCGGUUUGGAUUAUGCUGCCAUGUUUACCUCUGGAAUGCUGGAAUGCCAUAUGCUUGAGCCGGAUUGUAUCCAAAGUAGGUAAACCAUUAUACACGGACACGAAGACCUGCACAAAAGAAAAUGUAGAUUUUGCUAGGGUACUCGUUGAAGUUGACGCUUCAAAGGAACUAGUCCGGAAUGUUAAGAUCAGAUUACCGAAUGGAGAAUAUAAGCAAAGGGUGGUCUUUGAAUAUGAACCUAAAUUUUGUACAAAUUGUAAAAUGUUUGAGGACAAUGUUAGCAAUUGUUUGCAGCUGAAAGAGAGCAUUCCCACCACCCUCGGGAGUGACUCUAUACAGCAAAGAAUAAAGGAGGAAGAUGGGGAGUUGGGACCUAAUGUGAAACAAAUUGAUCUGUCAACAUCCCAGCUGAUGAAUGCCGCAAAGGAAAAAAAUAGGGAGGAGCAUAUAACAGCAACCAAUGUCGCAACAGGCACAAUAACAACCAGCAGAAUGGAUGAGCAAUUUCAGCAAACGCAGCAGUCAACCAGACAGAAAGCAGCUGAAAAGAAUAUAACGAGCUCGAAGGCUGUGAACUCAACUCAGAAUGAGCCAUUCACUUUCCUAGAACAUGAUGAACAGCUAGAUCAAGCAGCAGAUGUAGAAAGCAAGGUGCAAGCUAAAGGAAAAAUGGUAAAUCCACAAGGUCCAUCAAAGCAAAAGAGGUGGAGGGUGGUUCAGGCCCUUUCCACAUCUCCAAGAAGCUAGUCUGUUGGAUAUAAGGGGCCUAAAUCUGCCCCUUAAAUAAAAUGGGGUGAGACACCUCAUUAAGGAGUACAAACUUAGUUGAGGGAAACUAGAACAAGUUAUGAAUAAUAAAUUCUUGGUCUGGAAUCAGAUAAACAACUUUCAGGAGGCUUCCAGAGGCUAGAGGAGGAAGGAUUUUGAUACUAUUGAACCUGACUAGAAUUUCAUUGGAAGUACAGGCCAUGGACUGAUAAGCUAUCCAUUGUAAGGCGAGCUGUAAGCUAAAGAAUCAAAGAAGACCCCCUUUAAAUUCUUGAAUACGUGGAUAAAGCAUACAGAAUGUUCGACUGUGGUGCAAGACGUGUGGAAUCAACACUAGAGUGGGACACGACAAUUAUCUUUUGCAAGAAGCUGAAGUUGCUUAACGAACCCUGAAGUCACUGAACAAAGAGCAUUAUGGUCAUAUAUCAUCCGAGGGAGCUAAGCAAAUUAGGAGCUAAAGGAAUCUGAGGUCGCGGCAGGGUGUAGCUGAAUUGAGAAGGAAGGUAUACUCAGCAAAUCUGAAAAAUCAAAACAUUUCCUCUACUUCUAGUGUUUUGUUUCUUCUCCUUCUUCCAUAUGUAAUAGUUCAAAUAAAUAUCUUAGAAGAUAUUUAGGAGAAACUAUAUAGUUUUAGCGAGUACUGCUCUCAUCUCGACAAUUAAAUUUUGAGUAUCUUCUAAUGCAUUAACAAGUCAUAAAUGCAUAUUCGAGA